Nezara viridula (southern green stink bug) is the source of this 1705-nucleotide messenger RNA. NCBI's taxonomy places the organism in Eukaryota, Metazoa, Arthropoda, Insecta, Hemiptera, Pentatomidae. The record is from the annotation of a GenBank genome assembly.
CAAUUUAAAAAAUCAAUCGGGAUUGUCUCCCUGGGAUUGGUUAUCCCUUGUCCGGCAUUUUGAAUCAUCUGUUUCUUGCCGCUCUAACGCCUCGUUUGUAAGAUUCAGAGAGAGCCUUUCAGCUAAUGUAAACUCAUUAUAUACACCCGUCUUUGUUAGAUUAACUUCAAGUUUAUUUUAAGUUUUAGUUGCAUUAUUAUUAUUAUAGGGUUUUUAGCUGCAAAUCUGCAAAAUGACUAGUAUGUUUUGGGGCUUACGUUUGGAACCUGGUAAGAGGUACAGUACAACUGUAGACAAAUCUUUCCAUGUUUCCAUGGCUGCACUGGACUGCACAACAGUCAAGAGUGAAAAAGAAGUCCAUAGUGUUAUGUUGGAAGAAGGAGAAUCAAAUAUUCCAUUCAUCCUUUGUAACCUUCAGAAACCCAAGGUGAUUCAGUCUCCUUUGAACCUCAAUUUUGUUUCUGGAGAUAGAGUCACUUUUUUCUGUCGGGGAAAUGGCACAGUUCAUCUCACAGGUUACCUCAUUACAGAAGAUGAUGACGAUUUUGGUGUUUUCGGGGAAGAGGGUGAAGAAGUAGAAGAAGAGGAAGAUGAAGAAGAAGAGGAGGAAGAAGAUGUUGAAGAAGAACAAGCAAUGGAGAGUCUAAAAAGUAAAGUAAAACAAAAUGGCCUACCUAUCAAAAGAAAACCAGAACAGUCCGCUAAUGCUAAUCAGAAGAAAAAGCCUAAAGUAGAUCUUCCAGAGCAACCAGAGUCUGAUGGCUCUGAUGAGGAUGAAGAUGAUGAAGACGAUGAUGAAGAAGAGGAAGAAAUGGAAGAUGAAUCUCUUGACGAGGAAGUGGAGAGUGAUGAGGAGAGUGAAGAAAAUGAAGAGGUAUCUGAAACCGAAAUUCCAAAACCACAACCACAGGUGCAACAGCAACCACAGCAACAACAGAAAUUGAACAAGAAACAAAAGAAACAGCAGCAACAACAACAGCAACAAACCCAGCAGAGCCCCGGUCAACAAGGGAAACAAAAACAACAGGCAAACGGACCCCAACAGAGUCCAGUUCAACAAAAAAAGAAGCCAGGUAAUGAACAAAAAACCCCAGAAGCUACAGUUCCUGUAAAAAAGACUUUAGAAGGAGGAGUUAUUGUUAAGGACCUCAAAGUAGGAAACGGUCCCAUUUGCAAACCUGGAAGGAUGGCAUCAGUUUAUUAUGUAGGUCGACUGAAAUCUAAUAACAAAGUAUUCGAUGAGACAACACAAGGAGCAGGUUUCAAAUUCAGGGUUGGAAGAGGUGAAGUAAUAAAGGGAUGGGAUGUUGGACUAUCUGGAAUGAAAGUUGGUGGAAAACGACUGAUUACCUGCCCACCUAACAUGGCCUAUGGUCAGAAAGGGUCUCCUCCAACAAUACCAGGAAAUAGCACAUUGAUGUUUGAAGUGGAAUUAAAGGCUGUAAAUUAAAUUUUUAAUUAAGGGUUACUUCUGAGAAGACUUCAGUGUAAGGCAUCUUAAAAAAGGUGUUUCUUUAAAGGUGCAGACAAAAUAUGAUAGAUAACUGAAAAUAUGAUUUGAUCUUAACAAUAUUAUUAUUUUUUAAAUAAAAAUUCAAUCUUUUUAUAAAUCUGUCGUAUGAUAUGAUAUCUAUGUAUAAGUUGUAAAUUUGUAUCUGUUUAACAGUCAACAUAUUCUUUUAUAACAAUAAAAGUUACGUUUUUU